UCUUGAUGCCAUAAAAAAAAAAGCCAGCCGGAUAAUACAUAAAUACUGAGCCGAAGAUGCAUUUUUGUUUUCAGCGGUGUGGCACGUUUUAUGGAUUAUAAUCUGACCAAUCAUAUCCCACUGAGGAUCAAAGGCAACUUUACAUUUUCGACCAACAAUCAUUAGGGAACAUGGUGGGACUUAAACCCUCAGAUGUGCCCCCCCCGCUGGGGGUGAAGAUGGCGAGUGCCGGGGCUGCAGCCUGCGUCGCCGACCUUUUCACGUUUCCCCUGGACACGGCCAAAGUCAGGCUGCAGGUACAGGGGGAGAGGAAGGGAGUGGACGGCUUCGCUUACAGGGGAGUGUUUGGCACGAUCAGCCCCAUGAUCCGAACGGAGGGGCCCAAGUCUAUGUACAACGGGCUGGUGGGCGGGGCUCCAGAGACAAGUGCUGUCGCUUCCGUGAGAAUCGACAUCUACGACAAUGUCAAAGAUUUGUACUCCGGUGGCAAAGACAAAGCUGGCAUAGUGGCACGAAUCCUGGCUGGAUGCACCACGGGCGCCAUGGCGGUGUCUUUUGCACAGCCCACAGACGUGGUCAAGGUUCGGUUCCAGGCCCAGGUGAAUCUGGACGGUGUGGCUCGUCGGUACAGCGGCACCAUGCAGGCCUACAAGCACAUCUUCCAGAACGAGGGCAUGCGCGGACUCUGGAAAGGCACGCUGCCUAACAUCACAAGAAAUGCCCUGGUCAACUGCACGGAGCUAGUUACGUACGACCUGAUCAAGGAGGCCAUCCUGAAGCACAAGCUGCUGUCAGACAACCUUCCUUGUCAUUUUGUAUCUGCGUUUGGGGCCGGCUUUGUCACCACGGUGAUCGCUUCCCCAGUGGAUGUGGUGAAGACCAGGUACAUGAACUCUCCCCCCGGUCAGUACAAGAGUGCCAUCAACUGCGCCUGGACCAUGAUGACCAAAGAGGGGCCGACGGCUUUCUAUAAAGGAUUUGUGCCCUCGUUUCUAAGGUUGGGAUCAUGGAACGUUGUUAUGUUUGUCUCUUUCGAACAAAUCAAGAGAGCCAUGAUGGUCACAAAGAAGAGGAUUGAGGACAAAAAUUAAGUUUUCCAUUUGUGAGAGAAAUCUGAACCAUCACUGGGUUAAACGUCAAUGAAGAAACAUCAAUUCAGUUUAGUUUUAUUCGUAUUUUAGGGUAACAAAGAAAAGCUUUUGUCGAGGAGGGAAUAUUGGGAGUCAAGUGUACCGUGUGUUUGUGUUCAUGGUGAACUAAAAUGCAGUUCUGUGUAUUUAUAAUUAUUCAUGAUGAAUCCAUUUGAAAUUGAAUGGCCUUGAAUGGUGCUAACUCUCGGUUGUCAUAACCCAACUUUUGGGAAGUUAAGUGCACUUUAAGAUCUGUGAAUCCAAAACUGCCAAUCACACAUUUCAGGCAGUUUACAGCAGCGCACCUUUAAAUAAUACUGGUGCUCACAGUAAAAUAUAAAACAGGUUUAUGUGAACACUAAAUAUAUUUGACUUGUUUUACAGAAUCUGUGCUUGGUUUUUAACUUAUGCUUUCAUGUCCACCACAAAAAAAAAUUUCAAAACAUUAAAAUGUGUAUUUAUUA
Molecule: messenger RNA, 1594 nt
Organism: Gasterosteus aculeatus aculeatus (three-spined stickleback)
Lineage: Eukaryota; Metazoa; Chordata; Actinopteri; Perciformes; Gasterosteidae
Source: RefSeq, a predicted model, not a curated record